AUGUAUAUUCCUCAAAAACGUGCGAAUGAUUCGCACAAGAACAAGAUCUUCAUUAUUUGUGCAUCCUCCAUUCUCUUUACGAUUGCCUUAUGCGUGGCUGUCUUCUUCCUCUCCCGAUAUCUUCGCCAGCGUCAUGCCGAACCCAGAUAUAUCCCCGGGAAUUACCUCAAACAGAAAUGGAAGCAGUGGCGUCCAGGGACUGCCUCGUACGGGCAAGUUCCAAAUCAAACGAAUGCAAAUACCUCAGACACCUCAUAUCGCGGCGCCGGAUCAGCACCAGAGAUGCAAACCGCUGAUGGCGUCCGCCGGGAAACAUCCAUUCGAUCAAUCAUGACACUACCGCCCUACUCACCCAAUCCAAAGCCGACCGAGCAAAUCAUCGCACGGGAAGGCGAGCGCGAAGGAAUGGACAUGGUCGUGGAAUACCCGGAAACGGCCGAAGAACAAGAAACUCGACGUGAAGAACAAAUGGACUCGCUCUACCAGCUUCGCCUGCAGCGUCGCCAGGAACUCACCGAUCGCGAGGCCCGGCGCCGGGAACGACGGGAAGCCCGGUCGCGCGGCGACUCCACUCGUCUCGAACAACUUGCCGCCGAAUCCCGCGCCAGAUCCCAGGCUCACCGUCCAGGAAGCAAUGCCAGCAGCGGUGUUAAUAUAGCCGCAGCACUGGCUGAGCAUCAAUCGCGAGAACGGGACCGUCGCAUUUCAAGUGUCAGCUAUGCCAAUGUUGGACAUGUUCGCCAUGACGGCUCGAGGCUGCGAGCAGACUCGCAUGAUUCAGAUCGUCACCCGCUGCUACAACAGGAUUCUGCCUCGACGGAGGAUCCCUCCAGUCGGGACUCCCGGGUUCAAUCAUUCGCCUCAUCAAUUCACAGCGAGUCGACUGGUGGUACUGAGCUGGAGCCUCUCACUCUAGCGCAGACCACAACGCAUGGCUCGAGUCGACCGCAAUCACAAGCUGAUGAGGGAGAUCUGGGCACUUUAAAUAUUCCUCCGCCUCCAGAAUAUGAUCACCUGGACUGGGGUGAAGCCCCUGCAUACCAGAGCCCUAUCGUCGACCGACAUGAGCAACCCCAGCGUCUACCUAGUAUCUCGCGCCUGCCUUCCAUCCAUGUGAACCUGCCGAGUCCUAUGGCUGUCUCGCCGGUUACGCCGACGCAGACUACGUUCCAAACUAUCAGCGAAGCUUCUUCUACGCCGACCAUCAGACAGGUAUCGGCUGGGUCGAGGACAUCCGACUCCGAUCAGGCUUCCUGA
Molecule: messenger RNA, 1257 nt
Organism: Penicillium antarcticum
Lineage: Eukaryota; Fungi; Ascomycota; Eurotiomycetes; Eurotiales; Aspergillaceae
Exons: 2
Coding region: 1-1257 (418 amino acids)
Source: RefSeq, a predicted model, not a curated record